AAAAGGAGUAAAAACAGGCUUAGUGCGUACGUGAUAUAAUACCGGUUGGUCGAGUUCAUGGAAAAAUCCGCAACAAUUUCGCCGAAAAGGCCGGCGGCAGCUGCAGAUGGGCAAGUAUUCGAGGGUCUGAAUAGUCGCGAGUGGAUCUAGUUGCAGAGUAAGAGCAGUGGCGCACGUACAUGGCCUUGCGCGCGUGUGCGUCCGCAAUAAUGCGCCUGUUUAUUUAUAAAAAGAGCGCGCUGGAUAUGUCGCAUGCGCCGCAUCUGCACAUUCACACUCACUCUCACGCGCGGCUGUCCGCCGCCCCAGCUCACUCGGAUUUUCCAGUCGCAAUCCAGAUAUACGCCGGCUCGCAGUAUCCGCGCACGUCUUUUACGCGCUUUUGCCGAUAGUUUUAGAAGCUGCCCGCUUGCGAGAUUCUGCCGUUUAGUUUUUCGCUUCGAUGCUUUUGAUCGUAGCAGCGUUUUCGCCUUUUCAAUUUUAUUAUCGAGUUAUUGAUUUUAUUUCAACUAAAAAUAAAGACAACGAGUUUGGCUCCACGUGAUUCCAUAUACAUACCCGUGAAGCAGUUUUAUCUUUCAACAUUUUAAGAGGCAACAAGUUGAAAGAUUCACUUGCCGCGAAAAACCAGCCCUACCCGUUUUCACCAUGGAAAGUGGUCUUUCGCAAUUAAGUUUACGUAAACAAUGAAUAAAACGGAAUCCUAUUUUUUGAUGUGCAUGUUGUCCAAUUAGUCACGUGGUCCACUUUGAAGCUGGCCAAUGUCAAGAAAACAGAGCGGGACAAACUUCAAUUGUUUACAAAGCACGCAAUAGCAGGAGAACAACCGUUGCCGCGGUUGUGGUUGAAGCGGUCCGAAAUCGCUCGAUCCUGCAGAUCUUUGAAGAGGCUGCAGUGAUUCACCUAUUAUUCAUCAACAACACAAGCGGGCAUAACAACCAGCUGCCCACUCCUUGCCCCUUACCUAUGAAGCGGCGAGAUCUCGUCUUCGGAAUCCUGUUUGAAUGAACUGUCUUUCUCCUCGGUAUCGCAGGCUUCGCCCUUGAACGAGAAAUAUGACAUUUCUGCAACCACAAUCUUAGAAAAAAAUUGUGCGCUUCCUACACGACGUUCUCUAAUCUUAUGGUUGCAAGAUUUUUCCUUCAACGCUAUGUCUACGAUUGGUAAAGAGUCUGUCGUCAAGAGCCUUCCCAACGUUUCUUCCAUCAAGAUUUUACCAGCCCAGAUCGCUCGUUUGAAAAAAGAGGAAGAGGACGAACCGUGGAUAUCCGGUGAAGAGUUAUACACGGAAGGCAGUAGCGACGAAGAGAGUUGUUACAAAAGUACGUUGUCCGAUAAAACCUCGGGAGAAUCGACAUUGUCCAUACCAAAAAUCCAUCGGCCUAGAAGCAAAGUCGAUAAAAAGAAAAAAAUCAGUAGCCCACUGAAUAUACACAAUCACAAUACUUUAAGUGUGCAAUUCGAAGGAUCGAGCUCGAAAGGACGAAAUUCACCAAUAAGCAGCGUUAGUGACGAGGACGAGGAGUCUCGCGCCGAUGAUGAAAUAUCGUGGAAGGCUAACCGAGAAAACUUGUUAUUGCUAAAUGAAAUCGUAACGCUUGAAAAGCACCAACAAGAAUAUCCAAAAAUAUGUGAUACAGUUGACCAAUUAUUCAAAAAUUAUUUUGAAAAAUUUAACAAUUUUGAAAGAAUCAACAGUGAACAUUUUGUAAGACAAAACAAAAUAUUACAAGAAGAAGUAAAGUCAAGCUUAACAUUAGUUGAUACAGUAAUUAAUGAAAUACAAGAAAAAAUUGAGAAGAUCCAAAAAAAAACCAAACAUAUACAAAUCCAAAAUCGGUUGAGAUUAAAAAAAAUCAUAGCAGAAGGUCCACCCGAGUCGCAGAAAUUAGCUCUAAAUUCAAAAAAAUUCUUUGAACUUUGUACAAAAUGAAGCUGAUUUUGUAUU
Molecule: messenger RNA, 1948 nt
Organism: Phymastichus coffea
Lineage: Eukaryota; Metazoa; Arthropoda; Insecta; Hymenoptera; Eulophidae
Exons: 6
Coding region: 1151-1933 (260 amino acids)
Source: RefSeq, a predicted model, not a curated record